AAGGGGUGGGUGAAUCGCCUUUGCCGAGAUGCAAUGCGAUGCGAGCAUCGUACGAAACGAAACGAAACGAAAACUAGUUUGAUUAAAGCAGCGUUGCCAGGAGGUUGUGUUGCGCGUUUUAGUACAACAACAUUGAAAUUAUCAUUGUUUAUAAACAAAAUCCGCCAAGAUAAGUUACCUGGACAAUGUUUUUAUGAAUAAAGUUAAUAACAUUCGCUACUAAACUAUAUAAUACCCGUGUUAGCAGUGUUUCUUGUGAAUUUGUUACGUUUUAUUCGAGUGUAUAAUCUUGUAUCGCCGAGAACUGCUUCGUUGAUUUGGUCGGACGGUGGUUGAAAAUGUGAAACAAAAUUUAAUAUUGUGUUGUUUGUGAACAUUUGAGACUGAGAUGAAGGUUGCCGGUAUCGUUUAUAUAUAAGAAACUGGACGGAAAAGGUGGAACGAUGAAGUGGUAUAUUUUUGUGUUCUUGCUGCCCUCGUGUUUGGCUCAUCUCAAUGUUUACCUGAGCAGUGCAGAAGUAUGGAGAUUACUAGGAUUAACAGCGGAGCUAUUCUACGUGCGAGAGGGACAGAUAAACUUUUACGCGCUGAACUUCGUGGUGCCAGUGCCGGCCACCAUCGGAGAGUUGCACUUUACGUGGCAGAGUUUGACAAGGAGACCGUUACCUUACUCGCUGAACGUUGAAGUAGUAUCGCAUGCGGACGCAAUGCAUCCACCGACAUUCAACAUCACGAGAGAAGGAUUCGUUCCGACGGAACCGCGAACAUGGAAAAUCGAUUUGCCUUGCACGCACACCGUCGCCGCCGAAGUGGACAUUACGAUAUCACUGAAUGUCUCUAUGGGAUCCACAUCAACCACGCUUCACUUCAGAAGGAGGAAGAUUUGUUUAAAAGAAGCGCCCAGGCCGGCGGUUAGGGUUGACAGCGUUGCCCAGGCACCUACAUCAGCGGAUAUAUUCUAUGCGGGAGCCGGUUGUGCCGGCGCCGCGCUUCUGAUAGCGGCAGUAGCGGCAGCAGCUUGUAGAGCCCGAGCAAGAAAACUCCGACGCGCACGCAGCGACGAACAAGAUGCACACGCUUUCCUCCCAGAUUCCUCCUGCAAGUCAGCUGCCAGUUACACCAGCUACCGACGUCCUACUUCCAUUCCCGCAGCGGCAGCGGAAGAGCGCGCGAGGGACCUGCAACAGAGAAUAGCAGAGUUGACGAUUCAGCGAUGUCGCGUCAGACUGCGCUCAGUGGCGAUGGAGGGGACGUUCGGAAGAGUGUACAAGGGAACGUACGCUGAUGAGGAAGCCAGGGAACAGGAGGUGCUCGUUAAGACUGUUGCGGAACAUGCGUCGCAAGUGCAGGUAUCAUUGCUACUACAAGAAGGCUGCAUGCUCUACGGCCUGCGACAUGAACGUGUACAAUCAGUGCUCGGCGUUAGCAUCGAAGACCAAACUGCUCCAUUCCUCCUGUAUCCAUGGGGCGCUACGUGGAGAAACCUGAAGCAAUUCCUUCUGGCGUGUCGAGGAGUGACUGUGGGCGGGGCGGCGGGGAGCGCGCCGCCGCCGCCGCCGCUUACUACACAACAUGUUGUUAGAAUGGCACUACAUGCGCUGGAUGGAUUAGCGUUUUUGCACUCGCAACAUGUCUUACACAAAGACAUUGCUGCCAGGAAUUGCAUUGUCGACGAAAACCUUCGAGUGAUGAUCGCCGACAACGCCCUCUCCCGCGAUCUCUUCCCCGCGGACUACCACUGUCUAGGCGACAAUGAGAACCGGCCCAUCAAGUGGCUGGCCCUGGAAGCCCUGAGCAAACGUCAGUUCAGCCCGGCAGCUGAUGUUUGGGCGCUAGGAGUUCUGCUAUGGGAGUUGACCACGUUGGCUCACCAGCCGUACGCAGAAGUCGAUCCGUUUGAGGUCGCUGCGUAUCUGAGGGAUGGAUACCGGUUACAACAGCCGGCGAACUGUCCGGAUGAAUUGUUCGCUGUAAUGGCGUACUGCUGGGCGAUGUCGCCCGACGACCGGCCCACGCUGCCGCAGCUACAGAUCUUCCUAAGGGACUUCCAUACGCAACUCACGAGAUUCGUCUAAUACGCUGUGAAGAACUAUUUCAGUGAACAGUGAACGUAAAGAACGAACACAGUGAAACAAAAGUGAAACAAAACUGGUACAGUUAA
Cydia splendana is the source of this 2161-nucleotide messenger RNA. RefSeq names its product tyrosine-protein kinase Dnt (gene dnt). Gene Ontology annotation, cellular component: signaling receptor complex; plasma membrane. Gene Ontology annotation, biological process: cell surface receptor protein tyrosine kinase signaling pathway; axonogenesis; multicellular organism development. The record is from RefSeq and is a predicted model, not a curated record. Bases 444 to 2075 code for a protein of 543 amino acids. Gene Ontology annotation, molecular function: ATP binding; protein kinase activity. The transcript is spliced from 6 exons. Lineage: Eukaryota; Metazoa; Arthropoda; Insecta; Lepidoptera; Tortricidae.